This is a messenger RNA of Acanthosepion pharaonis, 2103 nucleotides long. NCBI's taxonomy places the organism in Eukaryota, Metazoa, Mollusca, Cephalopoda, Sepiida, Sepiidae. The record is from the annotation of a GenBank genome assembly.
AUGAUAAAUUAUCUGUCGUCGGAUUAUUUGCUUGUUCAUAUCUAUCUAUCUAUCUAUCUAUCUAUCCCAGUCUGUUCAUAUCUAUCUAUCUAUCUAUCUAUCUAUCUAUCUAUCUAUCUAUCUAUCUAUCUAUCCCUAUCUAUUCAUAUCUAUCUCUAUCUAUCUGUUCAUAUCUAUCUAUCUAUCUAUCUAUCCUAUCUAUCUAUCCCAGUCUGUUCAUAUCUAUCUAUCUAUCUAUCUAUCUAUCUAUCUAUCUAUCUCUAUCUAUCCCAUCUGUUCAUAUCAUAUCUAUCUAUCUAUCUAUCUGUCUAUCUAUCCCCAGUCUGUUCUAUCUAUCUAUCUAUCUAUCUAUCUAUCUAUCUAUCCCAGUCUGUUCAUAUCAUCUAUCUAUCUAUCUAUCUAUCUAUCUGUCUAUCUAUCCCAGUCUGUUCAUAUCUAUCUAUCUAUCUAUCCUAUCUAUCUAUCCCAGUCUGUUCAUAUCAUAUCUAUCUAUCUAUCUAUCUAUCUAUCUAUCUAUCUAUCUAUCUAUCUAUCUAUCUAUCUAUCCCAGUCUGUUCAUAUCUAUCUAUCUAUCUAUCUAUCCAUCUAUCUAUCUAUCUAUCUAUCUAUCUAUCCCAGUCUGUUCUAUAUCUAUCUAUCUAUCUAUCUAUCUAUCUAUCUAUCUAUCCCAGUCUGUUCAUAUCUAUCUAUCUAUCUAUCUCUAUCUAUCUAUCUAUCUAUCUAUCUAUCUAUCCAUCUAUCUAUCCCAGUCUGUUCAUAUCUAUCUAUCUAUCUAUCUAUCUAUCUAUCUAUCUAUCUAUCCCAGUCUGUUCAUAUCUAUCUAUCUAUCUAUCUAUCUAUCUAUCUAUCUAUCCCAGUCUGUUCAUAUUCAUCUAUCUAUCUAUCUAUCUAUCUAUCUAUCUAUCUAUCCCAGUCUGUCUAUCUAUCUAUCUAUCUAUCUGUCCUAUCUAUCUAUCUAUCCCAUCUGUUAUCAUCUAUCUAUCUAUCUAUCUAUCUAUCUAUCUAUCUAUCUAUCCCAGUCUGUUCAUAUCUAUCUAUCUAUCUAUCUAUCUAUCUAUCUAUCUAUCUAUCUAUCUAUCUAUCCUAUCUAUCUAUCUAUCUAUCUAUCUAUCCCAGUCUGUUCAUAUCUAUCUAUCUAUCUCUAUCUAUCUAUCUAUCUCUAUCUAUCUAUCUAUCCCAUCUAUUUAUCUAUCUAUCUAUCUCAUCUAUCUAAUCUCUAUCUAUAUCUAUCAAUCGAUCAUUCUUCUAGUUUCUUCAUAUCUAUCCCAGCAUGUUCUAUCUAUCUAUCUAUCUAUCUAUCUGUCUAUCUAUUUAUCUAUUUUAGUCUGUCCUCUUGUAUGUAUCUCCCUAUCUCAGCAUGUUCAUAUCUAUCUGCCUGUCUAUCUAUCGAUCUAUUUCAUCUAUUAUUCUAUCCCAGUCUGUUCAUAUCUAUCUAUCUAUCUAUAUAUCUACUAUCUUAGUCUGUUCAUAUCUAUCUAUCUAUCUAUCUCUCUAUCUAUCUCCCAAAACUAUCUAUCUCUUGUGUGUGUGUCUCUCUCUCUCUCUCUCUCUCUCUCUCUCUCUCUCUCAGUCUAUCUAUCUAUUAUUCUAUCUCUCUGUAUGCUCAUAUCUAUCUCAAGAUUCCUCUCUCUCUCUCUCUCUCUCUCUCGUAGUAGUAGUAGUAGUAGUAGUAGUAGUAGUAGUACCAUUUGCCAUCAACAGUUAUGUUCCAAUGGCUUCUUCUUUGGAGGCUACGUUAAAGACAGUGUCUGUCAUAGAAACGUUCAAGAUCUCAAGAAAAGAAUAAUAUGCCAAGCCAUAUUCAGCAUUGCCGAGAAGAUACUACAAGGCACGGAUGAUAAUUUAUGGAUACUCUCUCUCUCUCUCUCUCUCUAUCUAUCUAUCUAUCUAUCUGUCUGUCUGUCUGUCUGUCUGUCUGUCUGUCUAUCUCAUACGGCUGUUGUUCAUUCUAUUUCCAGAAAAAUGAACUUUGUGGACACUAUGUUUAAAAUGCUAGAAAAAUAUUCUAAUGAUUUGGAAGACAUUGUGAGGGAGAGAACCAUGUUGCUUGAAGAGGAAAAGAAAAAGACAGACGAACUUCUCUACCGAAUGUUACCUUCGUAA